CUCUGACUGAUGAUUGUUGCCAGCCAACUACUAAAACAACACAACUGCUCACGGACGCAGGCGAAGAUACAAGUCGUUUGAAACUGUUCAUCCCGUCUGUCUCUCUUCCCAGCAGAAUGACGAGUGGCAGGUGUAGUGUGCAGUGGGGGCGUCUGCUCCUCCUUCUGUCCUGCUCUCUGCUGUGCGUUCACUCUCAGGUGGAUCCACACCACCACCCCCAGGAGCAGCAGCAGCCGCCUCCAAUCAUAGAAAGUGCAGCUCACGUCUCCCAUCACGGUCGCCUAGACAAAAACAUGGUCCAGGACAAAGACCACAUCAUGGAGCAUUUGGAGGGAGUGAUAGACAAACCAGAGAAAGACAUGACACCCCAGGAGCUUCAGCUGCACUAUUUCAAGAUGCACGAUUAUGAUGGAAACAACCUGCUAGAUGGGCUGGAGCUCGCCACAGCGAUCACACAUGUACACAAAGAGGAGAGAGGAGAAAGUCAGCCAAUAAAGGAGGACGACCUCAUUGCUCUCAUUGAUGAUGUUCUGAGGGACGAUGACAAGAACAAUGACGGCUACAUAGAUUAUGCAGAGUUUGCCAAAUCCCUGGAGUAGAGCAUCUUUCUGUGUCUUCAUGUUCACGACAACAGUGAGGAAUGAGCAGAGAGGGGAAGGACCACCGGUGAGCGUACGUGGAGCCAAACUGAGAAGCUGCACCAACUUUUGGAAGACCAUCAUUUAAUCUUCGCUUUGUUUCUCACAGGCGAUCAAUCAGGGUUAUUGGUAAUUCAUGAAGCUAGUUUUUUCAAGUUCGCUUAAAACGGUUAUUCUAGUUAUUUAAUAAACAACAAAAAAAGAUGGAACAAAA
Molecule: messenger RNA, 852 nt
Organism: Stegastes partitus (bicolor damselfish)
Lineage: Eukaryota; Metazoa; Chordata; Actinopteri; Pomacentridae
Gene: mcfd2
Product: multiple coagulation factor deficiency 2, ER cargo receptor complex subunit
Exons: 4
Coding region: 117-599 (160 amino acids)
Molecular function (GO): calcium ion binding
Source: RefSeq, a predicted model, not a curated record